Molecule: messenger RNA, 5688 nt
Organism: Pocillopora meandrina
Lineage: Eukaryota; Metazoa; Cnidaria; Anthozoa; Scleractinia; Pocilloporidae
Source: the annotation of a GenBank genome assembly
UCUCAACUUGCCUUACAAUAGUAAUCUUAAAGUUGUACGGUCUAUCUCCACUAGUUAUCAGGAUGGCCCUUAACGACGCUGAAGUUCGAAAACAAGUAAGUCUCUACGUUGUUUAUCCCUUUUUCCUACAGUUCGAGUUAUUCUGAGGUGCAGUUAUCGGUAGUUCGACCUUAAAGUAAAGGUUAUAAACACCUGAGUCGCUUGUAUUGCAGAUCGAACAUAUGAUGGCAUUUAUAGAGCAGGAAGCCAAGGAAAAGGUCGAGGAAAUCGACGCCAAGGUACCUUGAUGAUGAAAACGUUUAUUCUGUAAAUAAUAAUGCCUAAACUCUCCCUAUAAUCCAGAACCGGUGUGAUCAGCUGAAACACUUACACAUUUCAUCGGUGUUCGAUUCCUUUUUGGUAAUGACGUCACUGUGAGUUGUUAUCUCUUUCUAGUAGGAUAAAAAUUGGCGCUUUCUUGUUUGUGACCAACAGUUAAGUAUUCGUUGAUCGUGAUUGUGCUGAAUUGAAAUGAAACACAAGGGUUAUAUCCUUUUCUUGUGUUAAGCUUUGAAACUUUCCAUUCUUACUUUCGUUCGUCUUCCCCUCGUCCUAACAUGUCUUUACAUGGUUCCAUCGGCUCAAAGGGUGGAUGUUCACAUUCAUAUUCCCUAGAUCUUCUAUUUAUCUUGUGAAAAUCACCGUUUACCUUAAAGUGUGUAUCUUCACUCGUGACAGCUGACACCCAAUACUCUUUCAAGUUCAUGCAGAGAUCUAGGUGGUCAUAAGUCAUCAUUCUACAAAAGGCAAAAUCAUGUUUUAGGAAUGGUUUUAAAAAAAAAGUAUAUCAAUGAAAAUAGAGGUGAAAGGUACAGUGUACUCUUAAGUACCCCUUCCUUUUUUAUUCUUGUUGAUGGCCUCGUGAUCUAUCCAUUGCUUACCUAUUACUGGCACCAUAUUACAACCUUAGUUUAUAGCCUUUAUACUGGUCAAAGAAAAGGGUGGUAUGUCUGAAGCUUUCUCAAAGAAUGAGUUAUCAAAAAAGAUGCUUUUCUCGGGGAAAGUCUACUAAUCCUGGUUGACUUAGCAAAGCUUUGGGAGCGCUGGUUUAAAUCCCAGAAUGAAAAGUAUCAUCUAGAAUGGUUAACCCUUUAACCCCUAAGAGCGACUAGCAUCUUAUUUCUCCUUACAGCAUCAUCCCUAAAUGAAACAUUAAGGUCAUGAGAAUAAAGGGGAUGAUCACUAACUAAAGAAGCUCUUGAUUGCUGAACAAAUUCUCCUUGUCAGAACCUUAGGAAAUGUCUAGGGAGUAGUAAGGAGAAUAUGGAUACUGAUGUUAGGGAGUAAAGGGUUAAAGCAACCCCUUCAAUUUUGUCCCGUUUACCUAUUUUUAGGCAGAAGAAGAGUUCAAUAUUGAGAAAGGUCGCCUCGUACAGCAGGAGCGUCUCAAAAUAAUGACUUUUUAUGAAAAGAAAGAAAAGCAAGUUGAGUUGCAAAAGAAAAUGUAAGUGUAGCUUAGCCGCUGUAGGUAAUUAAAUUGUUAUAGGUAGGAAUAUGAUAUACAUGUAUAUUAUAUUUCAUGUUUUUGAAGACAUUUUCAUCAGAUUUUUUAGAGAUGUUGGGACUGAGUAAUUUAUGUCUUAAAAAUUUUUGCUGUGAUCACAAAAUUUCCAAGAGAUUGUUAGUUUUAUUUCCAGUAGUGAAAAAAAUCAUUAUACAGAAUUAUUGAGAACAAAAGUUGAAUGCUUGUUAGCUGAUCGCCUUUUAGUUUUAUUAAAAAUCUUUAGCUCAGUUUAUCUUGAAGCCUUUUUGUUUUUGGUACCUAUGGCUCCUUUUGUAGUAUAGUUAUGUAACCAAGCAGAAGUAAAAUUUAAAACUCCAAGCUAAACUCGAACAAUAUCUUGUAACAUUUAGUUUUAGCUGAUUUUUUUUUGUUGAAUAAUUGAUGUUGUGAAUCUUUUGCCUUGAUGAAUAAUUUAGUACUUGGAUGUGAAAAUCCACAAAAUGAAAAGUUUCAUCUUUGCAUACAAAAAGAAAAUUUACCUCAAAAUCUAUUGUGUAGCAUAUAAUCACAUGUACAUAUAACACAAUUUUGACAACAUAUAUCUAAUUUAUAUAUAUAUAUUGAAAACAAUCUUUGCAUACAUAUUUUUUGUCAAUGUUAAUAUUUAGUCAGAGAUCAAAUCAGUUGAAUCAGUCACGACUGAAGACCCUCAAGGCACAGGAUGAUCAUAUCAAGGUAAUUACAAACUUACUUUAAAUGUGAAGACAAGAUUUGGUCAAAAUUACAAAAUUUUGGUCAAAAUGUCCUACAUGGUUAAUCCUUUACCUCCCAUCAGCGACCAAGACAGAGUUUUACUUUACAAUGAUAAUACAGUGUCAAGCAGAUGAUUGAUGAGAAUCAGGAAAAGCAUCAGAAGUGAAUCAUUAGUUUAUCCAGUGCAAAAUUCUUCAAACUUGCUUCAAUUGUGUAGCAGACAGGAAGGAGAAUUACAAAAUAAAUGAAAUCUUGGAAGUGGAAGGGGUGAGACUUGCAAAACAAUCCAGAUUGAAGUAGAUAAAGGGAAAGAUUGGGAGAAAAAUCAAAAUGUCAUUCUUACUAUUUGUAUUAUCAAUUUCUGGUGAAAAGAGGAAUACCUAGGUUUUGUUUUAGUCAAUCCAUUAAGUGGAUGAAUCUUAUCACAUGUUAUUCACAGGCUAUACUUGAUGAUGCAGUUAAACAGCUUGGUAAGGUGACACAAGACAAGACUCAGUAUUCGCAAGUUGUCAAAGGCCUUAUAACACAAGUAAGUUUAGCUUCAUCUAACAUCUGGUAUUAGACAUAAUUGCUCAGGUGAAAAGAGAUGUGCAUACUCUUAUUGGUAGAGGAUUGCAUUAUAUCUCACUAUAAUCACCUUGCACAUGGUGAUUAUACCAGGGGCACUAAAUUUCAAUGUGGCUGCCUCACAUUUUGUCAUUGUUUCAGGGUAAUUGUUUGCAAUUACUUGGUAUAAGUACUUUAAGUGUUUUCAUGAAAAUAUACUGUCUCCUCUUCAGGGAUUAUUUCAGCUCCUGGAGCCAGCUGUGUCAAUUCGGUGUCGCCAACAAGACCUUGAUGUUGUGAAGGUAGUAUUUUUAACUUUGGAUUUCUAUGAUAUAUUUGCAAAUCUAAUUAUAACAAAUGUAGGUCUGAAUCUCAACUCCUUAUUAAAAUUUUUGAUUGUAUAUGGCCUUGCACAAACAUUGAAAAAGGUAGUUAUGUCUGAACUUCUUGGUUGUAAGCACAUUGAAAAGGGUCUUUUUUAGUGCAAUUUUGUGUUUGCUUUCAACAAAUUUUGAAUCCAUAAAUUUUGUAAGAUUUUUUUCAAUGGAAACUGACUCAAUGACAGCCAGAAUUAUAAAAUAACAAUGUAAACAUUCGGUUAAUGCUUAAAUAGAUAUUUCUUCACAAAAAUGAAGCCACUAUUUGGUGCAAUGCAACAUAAAGAUUUUACAAAGUUUGAACAUACUUUAACACCACACUGAAUUUUACUUUUUUUUACUUUUAUAAAAUUUAAUAGGAAUGAAAAUUAAAAGAUUUGAGUUGUUAUAAUAUCUUAAUAAUUAUGCAGGGUGUAAAGGAUGCUGCUGUUGAGGAAUAUAAAAAAGCCACAAAGAAAAGUGUAGAAUUAAGCAUUGAUGAACAGACAUUUUUGGGCUCUGACUGGUAAGUAUGUUGUUUGAUGCUAGAGCAGUUAGAAAUACCAUACUUCUGCACCUGGGCACUUACUUAAAAUUUCAGCCAAAAGGAGGGUGGCUAAUGGAGAGGAGGGUGCUUAAUCAGAGGGGGUGCGUAUUUUCAAACUGUUAUUCUGUAUUGAUUCUUCUGUAGUUGAAGCUUAAAAAAGUUAGAAGGUGGCAAAAGAGACAGGUUUUCCUUGUAUCCCUACUAUUUGAAAAAGUGAGGGAGAAGGGGGGUGCCUACUCAAGAGGGGCAAUUGAGGUUGUUUUAGUGAUUGAUCAUUUCCUUUAUUCUCAUGACCGUAAUGUGAUUCACAGGUGAUAUUGUAAGGAGAAAUUAGACACUAGUUACUCUAAGGGGUCAAAGGAAGGGUUUAAUAGUGAUUUCUCAGGCUCUUGUGUUAUCACUCUGAAUUUGUAAGGUUUCCAGUCAGCCCUAUGCCAGGUGAGAGACAUUCAUAGUGGUUCUUACAGCAACAAUCUCUGUUUUUUUUAUGGUAAGCAGGAACAAAGUAGACAAUUGUGGGUUUGCACAAUGCACUCAUCCUGCCUCACUUUUGAAUUGUGACAUUAGAACUGCAUCAAAAUAUGUUGAACUGUCACCUACACAGACUGGCUGUAAACAUAUCCAAACCAACCUUGUAAUUUUUAUGCAAUUAUUUUGUAUAUAUUUAUAUUAUUAUUCUAUUCAACUGCAGUGCGGGUGGUGUUGAAUUGUUAGCAAAACAAGGACGGAUUAAAGUUGUAAACACAUUAGAGAGCCGCCUUGAAAUGAUGAGUAAACAGGUGUGUAAUUAUAUCCUAUAUUGAAGUAGCAUACGAGUUAAUUUUUUACAUACAUUUACCAGUAAUAGCAACAAAAUUGUUUAAAUGUUUCUUUCAUUGUUAUUGCAGAUGAUGCCAGAGAUUAGGGAGACUUUAUUUGGUGCAAACACCAGAAGAGCAUUCUUCGACUGAUGUGCCCAAUUUCUUGACCACAAACUUUGUUUUCUAUAUACAAAUUUUCCUUUCCUAUCUUAAACCAUAUGACCUCCUACUGAUAAAAAAAUGUGUGUAAACUUCUUUCUGGAUGAACAUUCCUUUGAAUUUACUUGGAAGGGGUUAUUUUUGUUUUGUUUUGUUUUGUUUUUUGUUCAUUGUGUUUUGGGUUUUUUUUUGUUAGCAUGUGCUGGUUGUCAAUGCUAGUAUUGUUUUGUUUUGCUUUGAUUUGCUUUUUUUUGUUUUCCAGGCUCUGUUUUGGUCAGAAUUGUUUUGAAGGGCAGAGGGGGGGAAGCAGAAAGGGCUUUUCCAUGUCCUGUAAUUAAAUAAGAUUUGAUGAUACUUGAAAUAAAUAAAUAUAGGAAUUGAGAAAGCUAAUUAUGUAAAAUUUUAGACCAUGACUCGGAUUGUCCCAAUUAUCUAGUAAACUUGAAUAAGGCUUCUAAGUUGACCCCAUAGUUUCUGUUUUGUCCUCUUGUCACAAUAAGGUUUAACCCUUUACCUCCCAGAACUGAUUAACUUUAACUUCUCUCUAUAAUAUCCAUACAUUAUCCAUCACGGGGUUAAUGAGAACACUCAAACUUAUCAGGUAGAAGUUGUUAUCCAGUACUUUUGACAAAUUCUCGUAAGUAACUUACAAGGAAAUUUAUAGCAACAAGAUGGGAGAAUUAUCAAUCGGAUCUUGGGAAUUAAGGGGUUUAAAUAAUAUCAUUACAUCAGUGAUGCCAUUCAUUUUCAACUGUUUAAUUUUAUCCUACUGCCAUGUGAAGAUGAGAUUUUGACGUCUAUUUUAUAAACUGUCAAAGAUACCUGCCACAUAUUCCUAUGAAGUUCUCUGGUAAUUCUCAUCUGACGGUUUUAACCUUUCUCUGUCAUUUGUGCAACCUUUAGAAACCAGCUACAAUUUACCACUGUCCCAUAAUUUGGACAGAUCUGAUUCGUAAAAUCUUCAAGAGGGGAAUUAUAAUACUACAUGUUAAUAAAUACUGGUUAUAUUACCCUACACCUUUGACAGAAGUCUAGUAAAUUUGC